Molecule: messenger RNA, 4975 nt
Organism: Monopterus albus (swamp eel)
Lineage: Eukaryota; Metazoa; Chordata; Actinopteri; Synbranchiformes; Synbranchidae
Gene: neurl1aa
Product: neuralized E3 ubiquitin protein ligase 1Aa
Exons: 6
Coding region: 244-1968 (574 amino acids)
Biological process (GO): negative regulation of Notch signaling pathway
Cellular component (GO): postsynaptic density; plasma membrane
Molecular function (GO): ubiquitin protein ligase activity
Source: RefSeq, a predicted model, not a curated record
GUGGGACCCGAGGCGGAGAGGGCGCUCAGUGAAUGGGGGGGAGUUGCCUUCACGGAUGUGUCCUUGCGCUCACAAAACAGAGGUGUGUGUCUGUCUUUCAAGUGUUUGCAUCUACUCGAAGCAGUGAAGCCAAAGGCUACCCUUGGACGCGAACGCGCAAUCAUGUCACGAGCGUUGGACUGUGCAGCGAGAACAUCUGAAUAAUCCAUUCAGACGAUAAUCGGACUGUAAAGAAAUAAAGCAAUGGGUGGACAGAUAACUCGAAAUGCCUUCUACGACUCCUUCGGUGGCCCGUUCCCGUCCACAUCACACCGAUGCCACCACAAACCCAAGCGGUGCCUGCCUAUCCGUUGUGGGAGUGUCGGUGGGCCACUUUCAAUAAGUCCACUUCUCUUUCAUCCAAAUGCCAAGGGAUCACAAAUCGUCAUGGACCUUGCCCAGAAGACAGUCAAGAGGCAGGCCAGUUUCUGUAAUGCCAUCACUUUCAGCAACAGGCCCAUAGCGCUGUAUGAGCAAGUGCGCCUCAAGAUUACUAAAAAGCAGUGCUGCUGGAGUGGGGCUUUACGUCUGGGCUUUACCUCCAAAGACCCCUCUAGGAUAAACCCAGACAACCUACCUAAGUAUGCUUGUCCUGACCUGGUGUCCCAGAGCGGCUUCUGGGCCAAGGCUCUGCCUGAGGAGUUUGCCAGUGAGGGCAACGUUAUCGCCUUUUGGGCUGACAAGAAGGGCAGAGUUUUCUACCGCAUUAAUGAUUCCAGUCCCAUGCUGUUCUUCAGUGGAGUCCGCACAGCUGAGGCCCUAUGGGCCCUCAUUGAUGUUUACGGCCUGACCCGGGGAGUGCAGCUGCUAGACAGUGAGAUUGUUCCUCCCGACUGCCUGCGCCCACGCUCCUUCACCACGGUGCGUUCCUCUUCUCUACGACGUGGAGCAGAUGACACUCGUCUGUCUAUCAGCCUGUGUGACCUCAACCUGCAGCAAGAAAAUGGAGGCCCCACACACAAUCACUCCCACUGCCAUACUCUCCACCUGGCCUCAGCCUCCUCCUCUACUUGCUCCAUUCCCCAGAAUUCCCUCAACUCCCAGCAGUCCUCUCUCCUGCCAUCUGCCCUGGAGAGCGACCUGCACUUCCAUCAGCUGCGAGGCGUCCACAUUAAGACGCUGGACGAGCAAACGGUGGCACGAUCUGAGCAUGCACGCGAGGAGCGCACAUUGGUCUUCACCAACCGGCCCCUGUGCACUGGAGAGACUGUCUUCAUUAAAGUGACCAAAUCCAGCCCGGCACGCUUUGGCUCCUUGUCCUACGGUGUGACGUCCUGUGACCCAGCAGUUCUGCGUCCCAGUGACUUGCCCUAUAAUCCAGAGGCUCUGGUGGACAGGAAGGAGUUCUGGGCAGUGUGUCGGGUGCCAACCCCUCUCCAGAGCAGUGACAUCCUGGGCUUCUUGGUUAACCCAGAAGGAGAGAUCAUCCUCAGCCACAAUGGCACCAAUGUGGGUAUGCAGGUGUGUGUGGACAACUCCCGCCCACUCUGGAUGUUCUUUGGCCUGCAUGGGGCCGUGACACAGCUGAGGAUUCUGGGCUCCACUCAUCCCGGGGAUCCGCAGGCCACCUCAAACCCCAGCUCACCCUCCUCCUCCCCACAGACCCCCAGUGCCCUGGCCAGUAGCAGCUCUGAUCCAGUUCUGAACGGAGGCCUGUGCUCUGCAGCUUACUGCAGCUCAGCAGGGGGAACAACCCCAAACUCACCAGUAAGCCUCCUCAAGUCACCUACUUUCCCAACAGGCCGUGGGCCUUGGUCUGACGAGUGCUCCAUCUGUUAUGAGAACAUGGUGGACACAGUCAUCUACGCCUGUGGGCACAUGUGUCUGUGCUACACCUGCGGCCUCAAACUCAAGAAAAUGUCCAAUGCCUGCUGCCCCAUCUGCAGAAGACAGAUCAAAGAUAUUAUCAAGACCUACCGCAGUACAUAAGGGGGCAAGUGCAGACAGACAGGCAGCCUCCCUAAGAACAGCAACAUCUCAGAGUCAGGGGAAGAAAUGUCUAAGUUCAGGGAAUAUAAACUCUGGUACUUUGAUUUGGUAUUUUCAUACAUUUAUUGUUGGUUGGUUCUCUUGCAUGACCUUUUCCAAAGCCAGUACUGCUUCACUAGGAAGGUCUCUUUCACUUUCGAGUCACUGUCAGAGCCCUUCUGAGGAGGCGACACUUGAAGUGGCAGGGGUUCCAUUAAGAACCUUCUUCUUGCCACAGGUGUUUGCUCUCUCCUGGGGACUUUGGAGUUCUUUGAAAGACAAAGGAAAAAUCGAACCAGUUCCAAAACUGUCUCACAUGUUGAGCCACGUUGUAGGAAUUAGAGACUAUCACCCAUUUGCACAAAAGCAAAUGAAUCACUUUGGAGCUGAAGGUCUGAAUAAUUGUUCUUUUAGAGAAUAACUGAAGCUCUGGCAUAAGCUGCUGACUGGAUGCAUAUUUCUGACUUGAGCAGUUGAUAAAGAAGCACACCUCCCACAGGUAGUCAUCUCAGUAUGGCACAACUUGUGUCUGUGUGUUACUGAGCAUUGGCUAUGAGGAGUCAGUCUGGCUUCGUAAGGAUACAGUGAUGGAUUUCUGUAAUGUGAUGUGUGUAGAGAUGCAAGGUGGUGCUGAGUAUAUUAGGUAGGACUGUAACACCUCUUGUACCCGUAUGUACCUUUAUGGUAGUUCUAUUGCAAAUGUCAGUGGUAGCUAUAGUGUUGUGCUAGCUAGCUGCUUGCUCUGCAAUGUAGUAUGUUGCACUGAAAUCAGCACUGUCCUCUCAGAAAUGCCCCGUUACUGACAGAGAGGAUAAAGACAUUCAUCAGUUCAAACUGCAUCCAGCAAACUCAGCAGCUCUGAAUUCUUGAAAGGCAACAGGAAGUGGAAAAAAUUGAUUCAUUUGGAUUCUCCUCAGGGCCAGCAAUGUUCUUUUUAAGAAGAUAUGGAUAUUUUCCCAAAACUCUACCUAUAUAAGCAUGCCUAAAACACUGUGAGCACUCAUGACAAAUUGACAAAUAUAGCUCCUGUAACAACACAAAAAGUCAAGGAUUGUUGCCAUGGUAUCAGAAGCCACCACGGAUACAACACAGCCUCCUGCCUUAACACACAGAAGGUUUGUUUUUUUUACAUGAUGAUGUAUCAUAUUUGUUGCUUUCUGCCAUUUUCCAGCCCCCUGACAAAUGACCAAAUAACGCUGUUGUGUGGCACAAACUGUCACAAGACUCAGAGGAGACAAGCACACGUAUAAAUUUAAAGCUAUUUUUGUAAUAUCAAUCCAUGACAUUUCUCAUAUUUAACUAUUAAAAUCUUUAAUGUUUGUGACAGGAUUUUCACCAGCAGCAAAGAUCCUUUACAGAAACCAGUUCAGGGGCAGGGGUAUAAGGAGCUCAUAUUUUGAAUAUUUGUAUUAAUCAACCCCCCCCACAUAUGUCCUCAUACAAAUGUCACCUGUAAAUACUACAUCUCUGCAUUAAGCCAUAGCUUAUUACAGGAUGCCACACAAAGCUGAGAGGCCGUUUUGUCAAAUUACAUAUUUCAUUUUGUAGAUAAUCAACAAGUGGGGCUCAGACCUAUGCUGCUAUAGUAUUUGCCAGCUGUCCUUUGUGGGCAAACGCUGACAGUAAUGUUUCACAAAUCCCUCCUCCCACAUUACAGUUUGGUUACGCUACUGCUUGAGGUGUUAAUUCACAUUUGAAUGUUAACUUAUGUAUUUAGAGAAAUAAAUGAUUUUUAUUGGUGUGCUUGAAUUAAAAAAGAAAAAAAAAUCUUGGGCUGAUCUUUUUUUUGUUUUUUAAUCAUUUUGUUUGGAUUUAUAAUCACGAUUCUUAGAUAUGUUCUUGUUUUGCUUUGUUUAUCCAAAACCACCAGAAUCUAAAUUUAUUCUUGUUUUCUAACAGUGAAAAUAUAAAGGGUCUCUUGUACCUUGCAGCAAUAAGAGAUAUUGCAGUACACAAUCAAAACCUCAUUGCUUUGGGGUGCAAGAUAUACAGUAAAUUCUUGGUUUUAGUACAACCCCCUGAAUUUCAGAUGUUCUUUGGUUUGUAAUUUAUUUUCUUGAGCGUGAGCCCGUGUUAGGGAACCCUUCUCCCCACUUCCAUAUUUAUAGCUCUUAUUAUUAUAUGGUUUGAAAGCCAUCAUUGUAUGGUAAUGAUAAAUGUCACUUUAUAAAGCUACUGAUUGUAAACUUGUAAAUGUUUAGGCCAGUGUUGCUUUCUGAGAUUCAACCAUGGCUUGUUUUUAUUUUGUGCAGAUGCUCUGACCAAAUGAAAAAAAUCAUUGUUUUUUUCUUUUUUCAAAUACAUUGUAUACAUGUAAUUUCCUUGUGAUAAACCCUGUAUUCAAUCUGUGCUUUUAAAAAAAAACAUUUUCAUCCAUCAGUUUUGAACAGCAUGAAUUGAUCAUUUGGCCAAAGGUUGCCAUCUGUAAAUUAUUUUAUACCCAUUUUAAUCAAAGCCACUCUGCCAUUUAGAUUUUCUGUUGUGUUUAAGUUUGCAUUCAGAAUACUCCACAGGCUCCUUGGAUGAUACUGAUCCUGUAUUGUAUUAUUUAUUUGUCCAUCACUGAUGUGUGGACUGAUUCCUUCAAACCUGAUUUUCUUGUGUGUUUGUUUUCUUCUACAUUGCCACUAUACCAGUACAGCUGCUUGGGGUCUGGCCAGUCACACAGCAGCACAUGUAGAGAUUCUUUCUGUAGAUCUUAGUACUGUUUGUCAUGCAUGAGUUAUCUGUUCAUCCAGCGUGAACAUCAGGACCAAAAGUAGGCAGACUCCAGAGUGAAACGCCGUUAGUGUUCAUGUAAACUGCAACCACUGGCUAGAAAUACUAUAUAGCACUCUGUUUGGCCAUUGUUGUGACACAGCAGCUAAAGUAUAGUUGGCAGGUGUGUAUUUUCUUUCUUUUUUCAUUUGAAACAAGUGUUUGUUUGUGAGCUCUGUUCGGUGUGAGUCGGAUGAUUGUGGUUAAUAAA